This is a messenger RNA of Habropoda laboriosa, 1476 nucleotides long. RefSeq names its product beta-1,4-glucuronyltransferase 1. Lineage: Eukaryota; Metazoa; Arthropoda; Insecta; Hymenoptera; Apidae. Gene Ontology annotation, molecular function: glucuronosyltransferase activity. The transcript has 4 exons. The record is from RefSeq and is a predicted model, not a curated record. Bases 1 to 1476 code for a protein of 491 amino acids.
AUGUACGGGGCGCGAGGCCAACGGCAGGGGUUGGCACGGACUGAUUUCGCCAUCAGACUGCCGCCAAGCGGAGAGGUCUGUCUCGCGUGCCAACACACAUCAAUGGUUCAGUUGGGAUGUCGACCAUGGAACCUAAGUCUGACCAGCGUGGUUGUUCUCGCUCUCUCCAACAUGCUGUUGACUUUCCUGUUGCUCCAGUCAGAGACCUGCAACCCGGACGAAGUGCCCAGGGAUUUGGAGUCGAACGUUAUUACCGAAUGGAAUCUCGGUACCUUAAUCAAAGAGCAGCAGCAACAGCAGUCGGACUGCGUUACACAAGAUUAUCAACCGUUGCCAGCUGACGCGAACGGUUUAAAGCUGAACAUAAAGCUCGGCAGAUGGGACGCUCGUAGGCUGUUUCGAACCUUCGAUCACGUACUCGUCGGGGCCAGUUUCGUCGAGUUGUCGCAAGCGUAUCGCGUUUGCUUGGCCACGCAAAGUUCCGUGGAAAAGUUGCACUCGGUGGUUCAAGCGGCUCAUCAUUGGACAGGACCGAUGUCCGUAGCGUUGUACGCAGCCGGUGACGAAGAGUUCGAGGUCCUUCAGAAGUACCUGGUCUACCUCAGAAGAUGUUACGAACCGAUACGCGAAAGAGUGACAUUUUCCUUGGCCGUGCCAAGGAUCAGACCGCCUAAGAAGCAGCCACGCGAGUUCGAGCUACCUGAGGUGGUCGAUUGUGCCAAACCGGAAGGAACGUUGAACGAACUGAUGAACGGUGUCUCCACUGAACAGACAAACUGGCGGAUAAGAAACGUCUAUCCGCAGAAUCACAUGAGGAAUCUGGCUAGGAAGAAUUGCCAGUCGGAUUACGUGUUUUUGACGGACGUCGAUAUUGUGCCGAGUUUCAAUUUAACCGGAGCUCUGGACGAGUUCCUGAGGACUGAUACCUGUGAUAAGUGCGCCUACGUGAUACCGACGUACGAGCUGGACUCGCGCGUCAGAUUCCCUCAGAAUAAGACGGAGCUGGUACGACUGGCGAGAAAGGGGCUGGCCAGACCUUUCCAUCAGAAGGUCUUCAUCCACAACCAGUUUGCCACCAAUUUUACCAGGUGGAUACUAGACGCUACUCCUAAUCACAAGAAUUACGGGAACGUGAGGAGCGGUAAGGUGUAUAUCAGUCACGAUGUGACGAACUUUGAAUUUCUCUACGAGCCGUUCUACGUGGCCAAGGAUAUUGUUCCAGCCCACGACGAGAGGUUCAUGGGCUACGGAUACACGAGGAACACUCAGGUAUACGAAAUGUACGUAGCCGGGUACCAAUUCAAGGUCCUCUCCCCGGUGUUCACGGGUCACUGGGGCCUUCAGACGAGAAAAACCAGGCCAGCCUGGCGCGAGCGACAAAAUAGUGCCAACAGGAAGCACUUCGAGACCUUCAAGAAGGAGGUUUUCGCACGUUACAUGAGGGAUCCGCUAAAAAUGAUGAAGAACGCCAACUGA